This is a messenger RNA of Aspergillus calidoustus, 3051 nucleotides long. The record is from the annotation of a GenBank genome assembly. NCBI's taxonomy places the organism in Eukaryota, Fungi, Ascomycota, Eurotiomycetes, Eurotiales, Aspergillaceae.
AUGAAGCUCACCUUGUGCCUAAGCCUUGCAGCUGGUCUCUGCCAUGGAGUAAACGCUUCUUGGCUCAGAUUGCUUCACGACUUUACUACGCCUCCCGUUGAAUACAGGCCAAAGUUCCGCUAUUGGUUACCAGACGCAAGCGUCGACCCGGACGUGGUACGAGAUGACCUCCGCCAGAUGGCCGCUGUAGGUGCUGGAGGGUUUGAGCUCCUGCCCUAUUUCGAGUUGGGGGACGAUCCCUCGCACUGGGGAGAGUUCGGCUACGGGACGGAAGCGUAUCGUCGAAUAUUCCGCGUCGCGAUGGAGACGGCAAAGGAGGAGGGCCUGCUCAUGGACUUUGCUGUUGCGGCAAACCAGGGCCAAGGAGUACCGGCCGCCCCCGGGACUGAAGGGCUGGCCAUGCACUUGACAUACUCCAACGUGACUGUUGCACCCGGACAAACCUUCAACGGGAGUCUGCCGCUUUCCCGCCAACCACCCAAUGAAAGGAAAUUCAUGCACCCCUUGGAGGAGUUUGGCGAGCAAAGCCUCACCGCUGUACUUGCAAUUGAGGUUCUGCCAGACGAUAAUACCACAGCAAGACAAUACAAGAAGAUUGAUCGAAUCAUCAAUCUGACGGACCAGGUAGCAGCGGUAUCGCGCUCACUUACCUGGACGGCUCCUGAAACUGUUCCUGGAGCGACCUGGCAGAUCAUGGCAUGGUAUGAACGCCACACAAACCAAAGAUCCAUUGACGGAGGCCCAGAAGCACAGACAUAUGUGCAGAAUGGUUCCUGGAUUGUUGAUCAUUUCAGCGCCGCUGGCGCUCGUCUCAUGACAGACUUUUUUGACACUCACGUUGUCCCCGAACAGAGUGAUCGCGACUUGCUCGCAGCCGUCGGUAAAUAUGCAUGGGAGGAUAGUAUGGAGAUGCACUCAACUGUAUGGUGGACUCGAGGGUUUGACUCGGACUUCCUGCAUGAACUGGGGUAUGAUAUUCGUCCGUGCCUCCCUCUUCUCCUGGUUCGAGAGAAUUCUUGGGCCCAGUUGAGCACACCAUACGGAGUGGGAUUCGAGUCCGUGAAUGCAUCUCGAGGAGACGCCUGCAACCACGACUAUCGAUCGGUCUUACAAGCCAAAUACGAGGAAUACGUACAAGCUCAUGUCCGAUGGGCACGGCUGAGAGGUCUUGAGUAUUCGAAUCAACCAGCGUACAAUUUGCCGCUGAGCAUGGUUGACUCUUCACGUUUGCUUGAUGCCCCGGAGGGUGAGAAUCUGGGAUUUAUCGAAAGCAUCGACGCCUACAGGCACAUGUCUGGGCCAUCCCAUUUCCGGUCGAAUCCAGUGACAUCGUCAGAGCUGGGUGCCGUCCGGGGCACGGUAGCAUACUCGCAGACGCUAAGCCGACUGCUUUACUCAUUCCAUCGCGGGCUGGCGGGUGGCAUUUCCAUGAAUGUCCUCCAUGGCUUUCCGUAUGGAGGUCCUUUUCGAAACACGACGUGGCCAGGAGUAACCAUCUUCCACUUCUUGUUCCCCGAAAUGUGGGGGCCACGGCAGCCGACUUGGAGAGUUUUCCCGGACCUUCUUGCGUACAUGGCUAGAAGCCAAUAUAUUCUGCAGGCUGGCACUGCCCGGGUUGACCUGGCGAUAUAUGCGGACGAUGCUCCGUGGACCCUAUCUUCGGGUUACCAUAGCGCCAACCUGCAAGAAGCUGGAUUCACGUACGAUUAUAUCGGACCAGCGCUCCUUGGAAGCAAUCUCGCCAUCACCCGAGAGAGCAUCUUGGUGCCUGACGGACCGGCGUACAAAGCUCUGAUCAUCUCCAAUACAACCACCAUCGAUUCUGCCACGGUGACCAAGCUUUUGAAACUCGCCCACGAUGGUUUACCUAUUUUCCUCAUUGGCGACUUUGGAGUUGAUCGGGAUGCUAUGGGCCCGCUUUUUCAGCGAGACUUUCCACGCGUAUCUAGGCUUGCUUCAUCCAACGCCCUACCCAAGGCGUUAAAAGAUGCUGGAAUCAUUCCGAACGCGGCGCCCUCCAGUUCCGACUCGGCAGCAGGGUGGUAUUCCUUCUGGCGCAGUACCGACGAGGCCGAAAUAGCUUGGUUCUACAACGACGGCGAAAACGACGACACGCCUAGCAGGACAGUCGACAUUUCAUUUUCCGGCAUGGCCAACAAGAUGCCGGUCUUGUUGGAUGCUUGGUCCGGUCAGGGUACGCCGCUCCAUUAUUUCAAGAGGGGCGAGACUGACAUGGUCAUUCCCCUGACGCUUGCCGCCAACGAGACGAAAAUCAUUGCGUUCAUUAAGAAUCGCGGGAACCGCGGACCGGGACUUUCGACCAAGAGCCAUAUAACAGAGUUUUCUGGAGCAAUAGCGGCGUUCUUUUCUCCUCCCGUCGAUGAGUCCCAAGAUGCCACUUUUGCUCUGCUCUCGGGCGGCACGGCGAGUGUGACGUUAUCCAACGGCACCGAGGUUCACUUUGAGGCAUCGGUGCCGGAACCCACAGUCCUCGAUUUGUGGAACAUUACCAUUGAAAGUUGGCAACGCCCAGAUGGGAAUGAGAGCAGUGGCCCGAAUCUCCAGAAUCUCCGGUUCUCGGAUACGGCGCUGCUUCCAUGGAUCAAUCUUGAUGGGGACGAAAUGGACCAAGUUAGCGGAGUCGGUUAUUAUUUCACCGAGUUUGCACUGCCGUUGUCUUCGCCGCAGGGCAGGAGGCUAAGUGCACAUCUUCAUCUGGGGAGGUUUGAGGGCGCCGUCCGUCUUUGGCUUAACGGUAGGCAACUCCCUUCGGCGGUGGUGUACACUGGCAACGACACUGUCAUCGACCUGACUUGGCAUUUGCACGGGGGUUCCCGCGACGUUGCCCCUAGCUCGUAUCUUCUAGAGGUGGAAGUCUCUACCACGCUUCUUAACAGGGUGCGAGCGGAUAGGGAUUCAAUCAUUUCGUCGGGAAUCGGAGCCGGAGACAUCACUGGCGCCGGACCAAGGUAUGAGGCUACGUCUCCGGCACGAUACGGUCUGCACGGUCCGGUUUGGGUGGAGUGGUUGGAAAUGGUGCAACAUAUCUAG